Symbiodinium natans is the source of this 1338-nucleotide messenger RNA. Lineage: Eukaryota; Dinophyceae; Suessiales; Symbiodiniaceae. The record is from the annotation of a GenBank genome assembly.
AUGAAGUUUGUACACGUUCUGUUGUUGCUCCUCAUUUUGCCUUCCGAGCUUAGAAGUCAAGAAGAUGACGACUUUUCGAAUAUGGGUUUGGAGUGGACGUCGCUCUACGUGGAGACAUUGCUCACGGUGCUGAAACACAUUUCCAUCAUAGCGCUGCUUUGCCACUUCACCGCUUGCGCCUGGUUUGCCUUGGGCGACCUAUCGGCAGAUGACAUGACAUGGAUUGUCACGUACAAGGAGCGGCUGAAUCUACCGGCCGAGACAGAGUGGUUCUUCAUGUAUGCGCUGUCACUUCACUGGGCACUCACUCAGUUCACCCCAGCGGCGAUGGACGUGGUUGCGGUCAAUACAUCCGAGCGCCUGUUCUCACUUUUUGCGACGCUCUCCGGAUUGAUCAUGUUCAGCUUCUUCAUCGGCUCCAUCAACCAGUCGCUUGCACGGCUGAGCACACUGACCGCGCAAGAGGUGCGAACUGGCCAGCUCGUAAGACGCUACGUGACCGAGAAGCGUGUGUCCGUAGAGCUCUCGGCGGACAUCCUCCGCUGCAUACGGCAGCGUGGUAUUGGCCGAGAGACAAGUAAGGUGGUCUUCAGCGACAUUCCCGCCUUGCAGCACCUUCCCGACAAGGUGCGCAGCGCGCUGAAGCAGGAGGUAGGGAUGCCCAUCCUGGAGACGCAUGGCAUGAUCCGCCAUGCGGCGUUGAUCAACUACGGCGACAUUGCUCCGCUGUGCGCGCACGCCCUCAAGGAGCUGAGCGUGGUCUACAGGGAGGAGCUUUUCCAAGCCGGUGCCAAGGGUGACUUGAUGUACUUCGUUCGAGACGGCAAGUUGCACUACAGCUGGGAGGAGACUCCUCACCUUGUCGAGGACGUCUUGCCGGGUAUGCGGGUCAGUGAGGCGGCUCUUUGGUUGAACUGGGAGUAUCGCGGCCGCCUAGGUUGCGGCACACAGAGCGCCCACAUUUUCCAGCUUGAGGCGGAGGGCUUCCGCAAGGUGAUUGCGCGAAGCUCCCACAUGGACCUCUUUGCACUCUAUGCGCGGCUCUUCUUGAAGUCGCUCAGCGACUGCUUCAACUGCGUGGAGGACGAAGCGACGGACCUCUUCGGCGAUGAUGAGCAGGUCAGCAAGAUGCUACGACUGUCAAGCUUGAUGACCUCGGGCGCCGGCAAUCAGUCCGUGGACAUUCGGGCCGUCUUUGUAGCCUGGAAGGGGGUUGCGGCGGCGGGCCAACAGCCCUUGCGUCAAGUCAGGAGGACGCUGCUUUCUAUGCCACGCAUGGCCCGAUCGCUUUUUGGCUUUCGGCGGGCACAUUCAAGCAGCAGUGAGAGCUUGGCAUAG